Molecule: messenger RNA, 3507 nt
Organism: Alternaria postmessia
Lineage: Eukaryota; Fungi; Ascomycota; Dothideomycetes; Pleosporales; Pleosporaceae
Exons: 5
Coding region: 1-3507 (1168 amino acids)
Biological process (GO): tRNA methylation
Cellular component (GO): cytoplasm
Molecular function (GO): protein binding
Source: RefSeq, a predicted model, not a curated record
AUGAACAACACUCUCGCAUGUGAUGCUUCCUCGCCAAUGUUUCCAACCCUACACCAUGAGUGCACUCGCGUACCCGUGACGGCACUGGCUUCUUGCGGCGCUCUGCUCAUCGUCGCCGAAGGCCCCUUUCUACGCUUCCACCAUGCCAAGGACUCGCGGUACAUAUCCUCAAAACGCGUCUUCAAAGCCCAAGCCGUUCAUGGAAUACGUGUGUUUUCAGAAGAAAAUGCCUAUAUCAUUAAGCUAGUCAUCUGGGGUGGAAGACUUGUCCGCGCUCUUGAAAUCCAUCUCGCAGGCCAAGUUGACGUACAAGGCUUGAGCUUGUGCUUUUCUAAUAUCGCAAAAGCUUCAGACUGGAUUCUUGAUCUUGCUCCUAGACCAAAAAGCUUGGAUGACGAUUCCCAAUAUCACAAAGCAGCCUGCAUUGCUGUCACUGCUCACAACGCACUAGUGCAGGUUGAAAUUGAACAAAGGAAGUCAGACACAACCCAGAAUACCAAUGGUCUUGAUGUCUCUGUGUUCGACCUUACCUCUAGUUCCCGAUCCAUCCUCUACUCGGCCCACCUUUUCUGGGAAGAUCUGGACCGCGUCCUCGUGGCCGCUGGCACAGCAUUUGGCGAGAUAAUAUACUGGUCAUGGUGCGAUAGGAUCCGCGAUGCUCCGGCUUCACGCAUCCACCGCGUCUUUCUGGGUCAUGAGGGCUCGAUCUUUGGUGUUCAAAUUUCAAAAGAGCUGCCUACUGAAUGCUGCCAAAAACUGAGGCGGGUAGUAGCAAGUUGCAGCGACGACCGCACCAUCCGGAUAUGGGAUGUUUCAGAUGUGAUUACGAGUGCGACUACUUCGGAGGCUGAUGACAAUGACCUGGAAGUUCUAAGGACGCGUCAUACCGGCUUCACUAACGAGGCUUUCGACUCAGACGAGUUCAAUAGUUCAAGCUGUCUCGCGAUUGGAUGGGGACAUCUCUCGCGCGUUUGGUCAGUUCGGUUUCUCGAAGCAUCCCCAUGCAAUGGGUCGUUGCUGCUCCAAUCUGCCGGUGAAGAUGCCACCGCACGAACGUGGGAACUCACGCCCAACCCUGGAAACAGCGCAAACUUUCCCUAUAAGUUAUUGGAACUUGAUUGCGCAGCGCAUCAUAGCGGAAAGAAUCUGUGGUCUUCAGUUGUCUCUGAUGUCUCGACUGGAGUCCAGCAGGUUAUUGCAGGUGGUUCUGACAGUAAAGUCACAGCUACCCCACUCACUCGCGUCUUGCAAGCAGAGAAGAACCUGCGCGGUACGAUCGCUGAGUAUACUGUAAAUGACAUACUGUCAUGGGCGCAAGCGGCCGAAACAGGUCUUGACAAAACUGGACUGGUGCAGCCCCCAAAAUCUUCAAAGAAAGCAGAGUUCUUUAGAAGCUACUGCUUUGUGGACGAGACCUCGUUCUUGCUUACGACAAAUUCUGGGAACGUACUAAUCGGUACAUUAUCAUCCACCAAGGUUCAUAACCAAUCAAGUCUCCUUUCGGAUUCGACUCUACUUGAUCGACUAGAAGACCUUUCUGGUUACUCCGUUUGUACGAGUGGGUCUCGUCCUGGUUUCGCUUACGUUGCUGGUGGCAGCGGCAAUAUCUAUGUUUAUAGCAAGAUUUCGGCUACCUUCACAAGCCUCUAUGCCGUUGGUAGUAAGGUCGGAGACAUAUUCGCUGCCGAGCUAGCAGAUUCUGAUGGCCCAGGUUCGACGGUUCUUCUUGUAACUCUCGUUGGUCAAGGUGAAGCGCGACUAUUAUAUGUGGAUCCUAAUUGCAGCACAAAUAUUCAGAGAGUCGUACCGAUACCCGUAGCGGACUCCUCGACGGGUUCUGUCAUCACCAGCAUGACAUAUGCGAGAGCAUCCGGUAGGGAUUUUGUUAUGGUCGGGUUCCGACGUGGAUCGAUUGCGCUGUUUAACGUCCACAACGAUGAGGAGGGUAAGCAUGAAGCUACUUUGCUAAGAGUCAUCGACAAAGCACAUGGAGGAGAAGCGGUUACCUCGCUCACAUGGCAACCCUCAUCUGAAGCUACUGGGCUUGGCCAUCUGUUCUCAGUAGGAAAGGAUGGACGUCUUUGCGUGCACCAACUUGAUUCAUCUGCGAAUAUAGUCGAAUUGGUACAUGACCUUGCGCUCCCGUUCGGGCCCAACAUCGAAGGAUUAUACGUCCAGGAUGGGCGACUCUUCAUACACGGUUUCUCAAGCAAGAAAUGGUACCUCUACGAUGUCACUAACGAAGAGGAGGUCAUGAGCAUCGACACCGGAGGAGCACAUAGGAGUUGGACCUUCCGGUCGCAUUCGUCUGUAGGAGGCACUCUCGUGUGGACACGAGCUUCUAGUAUGCACAUCUGCAGUCAGAACGGAGCAAAUCAUGCUGUCAUUCGAUCAGGGGGUCACGGGCGUGAGAUCAAGGCGGUAGCGGUUUCGCCACAAGGUGGAAGCCGAUCUCGUCAACUUAUCGCUACUGGUGCCGAGGACACCGAUAUCAAGAUCUUCCAGUAUGCUGAGAAAGAUUUCGCUUGCCGAAGGACUAUUCGCAAACACACCACAGGCAUUCAGCAUCUGCAAUGGUCGCAUGAUGGCGAGUAUUUGUUCAGCAGUGGUGGCUGUGAAGAAUUCUACGUAUGGCGGGUUCGUGACUUAUCGACAUCUGCUCUCGAUAUCGGAGUAGUGUGCGAACAUGUAUUCGUGCCAGAAAGUGAGCAUGCGGACUUGAGGCUUAUGUCUUUCGAUGUAAUCACGUUGGGAUCUGCACAUACUAUUGCAAUGGCAUUCUCAGACUCUAGCAUCAAGGUUUACCGUUUUGACCCUACUGUUACUGUGAAGUGGCAGCCUCUUGCGAAAGGCCUGUACUUCACAUCCUGCCUGACGCAAUGUAUGUUCCUAUCUAUAACGAAGGUCUUGACAGCUGGUACAGAUGGUCAUGCUGUGAUAUGGCCGCUGGCAACCGAGACAGAACGAUUGUCAGGCGAUUCUUCUGAUCCGACCCUUCAGCUGGCAUGGCAUCAUCCGGCAAGGAUACACCAGAACUCUUCGAAGGCCAUGACAUGCCAUCCCGUCGAUGCAGAUACUUGGCUCAUCGUGUCUGGUGGAGAUGAUGGCAGCCUGGCGUGUAUACUUGCACGAUCUACAUCCUCACACUCGCCGACUUCACCUGCGACCUCUUACGUUUCGCCACCAAUACUCGCCAGCCGUGCACAUGGCUCUGCAGUGACAUCAUGCAGCCUCUUUAAGCACAAAUCACGCAUCCUCCUUGUCACAUCAGGAAAUGAUGAAUGGGUCCGACUGUGGGAGAUUGUCCUUCGGAAAGAUGAUGGUGAAGUCGGACAUGAGAUUUCAGCAGAGCUAGGAGAUGCAUUGGUGAUCCAGAGGCUGGGGAAGGUCAAGACGAAUGUUGCAGAUGUGUCCAGCAUGGCGGUGCUCGAUAAAGGAGAUGAUGUUACAGACGCGAGAGUGCUGAUAUGUGGAGUUGGCAUGGAAGUCAUACGCAUAGCCACGUGA